Messenger RNA from Apis cerana (Asiatic honeybee), 8602 nucleotides. Its product is annotated as kinesin-like protein KIF20B. Gene Ontology annotation, molecular function: plus-end-directed microtubule motor activity; ATP binding; microtubule binding. Gene Ontology annotation, biological process: mitotic spindle assembly; spindle elongation; microtubule-based movement. The record is from RefSeq and is a predicted model, not a curated record. Gene Ontology annotation, cellular component: mitotic spindle; spindle microtubule; nucleus. Lineage: Eukaryota; Metazoa; Arthropoda; Insecta; Hymenoptera; Apidae.
CAUUUUUAAUGUAAGAUUUCAAAAUAAGUUACUAACCGUUUGCUGUGAGUUUAUGUGAACUUCCUGCGAAAGAAAUGUGCGUGAAUGUUUAUUUUGAUUUAAUUAUUGAAAUUUUCAUAUAGCUAAGUUAAAAUAAUUAUUAAUCUAAUGUUUUAUGAGUAACUAUCAUAGAUUUAAAAUAAAAGAUGAAUACAUUAGAGAAUACAUUAGAUUCUAUUAGACCUUCUUAUAAUAAUAAUCCUCAAGAUGAGAUGUCAUAUUUAUUUGGAAGAGAUCCAAGUAUAUUAGCCUAUGGACAAAGACCUUGUGUCUCAAAAGAUACUAAAAAAAAUUUACUUUCUGUAUAUGAAAAUGAAUCUGAAGAAUGCAAUUAUAUUGUAGAAAAUGGUUCUGUAAAUUCAGAAUCAGAAAAUUUACAGACUGUUAAAGUAUAUUUACGAAUGAAACCAUAUCCUAAGAAGUUAAAAUUAUCACAAGAACAACAGGAUGCAUAUAAAAUAAUCAAUUCAACAACAUUAUUCACAAGAUUGCCAAUUUUAGAUCAAAAUACUAGUUGUAUCAAAAAAUCCAAUAAUACUGAUAUUGUAUGUAGAAAAUUUACAUUUACUAAAACUUUUGGACCAGAAAUUACUCAAUUAGAAUUAUUUGAACAAGCUGUAAAGCAGCAAAUGAUAGAUUUCUUAAGUGGGCAAAAUUCUACUAUUAUGACUUAUGGUACUACAAAUUCAGGGAAAUCUUAUACAUUACAAGGAACUACUACAUCUCCUGGAAUAAUACCAAGAUGCUUAGAAUUUGUCUUUUCAAAUAUUACACCAAAAUCUACUCCUUUUUACAAACCUGUAAAUCAUUGUGAUGUUGUUAUUUUGGAUCCUCUUGAACGUGCACAAGAAUUAGAGAUAAAAACCAAAUUAUUAACAUUUGCUUCUGUAGAUAAAUACCAAUAUAUUAACACUUAUAAAGAAAUGCAGAAAUUGUUACAAGAAGAAUCACCUAAUAGACCAAGCCAAUGUAUUGAUGCACAUUAUUCUAUUUGGGUUUCAUUUGCUGAAAUUUAUAAUGAAAUUGUAUAUGAUCUUUUAUCAAAUGAGUGUCAAAAAAAAAGAACACCUCUUAAAUUAGCAACAGAUAGCCAAGGAAGAGCAUUUAUUAAAGGUUUAAAAGCUGUUUGUGUACAUUCUGGUUCUGAAGCUUAUCAAGUUUUAAUGGCAGGACAAUAUAAUUUGAAAGUAGCUGCAACUGCCUUAAAUGCAAGAAGUUCAAGAUCACAUUGUAUAUUUACUAUUAAAUUAUUAAAAUAUUAUGUUGAAAAUGAUCCCACUUCUGUUGAAGUUAGCACAUUUGCAUUUUGUGAUUUGGCUGGUUCAGAAAGAUUGAAAAAAACAUUAAAUAUUGGAGAUAGAUUAAAAGAAGCACAAAAUAUUAAUACAAGUUUGUUAGUAUUGGGAAGGUGUUUAAAAAGUAUUCACGAAGGACAAUUAUCAAAACAAAAAAUAGAACAUAUUGGGCCAUUUAGAGAAUCAAAAUUAACAAGAUUAUUUCAAAAAGCAUUAUCGGGUAAAGAACAUAUAGUUUUAAUAGUAAAUAUCAAUCCUAUUCCAAAUUUAUAUAUAGAAACGCAAAAUGUACUCAAUUUUUCUGCAAUUGCAAAAAAAAUAGUUAUAGAAAAAGAAAAAGUACAUAAAAAUAAAUCAAGAUUUUCACAAAUAGUUACACAAAGCAUAAAAACAGUAACUGAUUGGGAUGCUACAGAAUUGGAAAAUGAAGAAUGGCAGAACACAGUUGAUGAUAUUAGUACAUCUGAUUAUGUUCGAUUUGAAAAAUAUGAUGAAUUAAUGAAUGAAAACGAGAGAUUGAAAAAAGAAAUUUCUGUUUUAAAAAGUUCUGCAUUAACUCGUGACCUCCAAAUACGUCAAGAAAUGGCUGAUACUUAUACAUCUAUGAUGAAAAAACUUGAAAUAGAAUGGAAGAAUCAUAUAAAAGAUGUAGAACAACAACAAGAAGAUGUACUUCAGUGGUCUGUAAAACAAGUUGAAGAAUUUUAUAAACAAAAAUUGGAUCAACUUAGUUGUCGCAAAAGAAGACGUUCAUCUCUUGAUAUUAAUAAUUCAGAUGAUUAUUCAAGAAAUAUUGAAGAACUAGAGAUAAAAAACUCACAUUUAAAGUCAAAAGUUGUUUCUUUAAAGAUUGAUAUGAAAGAACUUAAAGAAACGAAUCAAACUCUAAUGGUUGAAAAAAAUAACGCAACAUUUGAGCUCGCUUUAACAAAAGAAGAUCUAAAAAAUAUAAAAAAUUUAUUAAAUGCAGCCCAGCAAGAUAUUUGCUCAGAUGAAGACACAAAUUAUUAUAUAGAAGAAUUAAAAUCUCAAUUAUUUGCAAAACAGGAACAAGUUAAGAAACUUAAAGUAUUUUUAAAUGAAGCAAAAGAAGAUUAUAUUUCUAUCACUACUGAAAUGAGAGAAAAAGAAUAUGAAAUUAAAGAGCAAAAAGAGGAAUUAUUUGAAAAACAAGAAACAAUAGAUGACUUAGAAGCAAAUCUUACACAUAUUAAUAUGUGUUUAUCAGAAAAAAUCAAAAUAAUUGAUCAAUUGGAAGAAAAAUUGGAUAAUCAAAAUAAAAAAAUAUUAGAUUGUGAAAAUAAAAUGCAAGAACGAAUAAAUAAAUUGGAGAAUGAAAAAUUAUUGCUGUUCGAUGAAUUUGAAUUAUUGAAAAAAACAAUUGAUAUUAAAAAGAAUAUGAAACAAAAUUUAGAAUAUGAAAAUGAUGAUUAUAAAAAAUCUGAGUGUUCAAUAGAUAAAGAUCAAGAUAUUGCUAUAAAAGAAAUAUCUUCUGAUCUUAAUGUAGAAGUAGUUAUAGAUUCAAAUCAAAAUAAUAAGAAUACACAAACAGAAAAUGUAUUUGAUACUCAAAUACAAGAAAAAAUAAUUGCAAUAGAUGAAGAGAAUUCAACUUUAAAAGAAAAAUUAUUACGAAGUAUAACUGAAAUACAAAGUUUAAAGAUGGAAUUGGAAUGUGCUAAAAUUAAAUUAAAAGAUAUAUCUGAACAAAUAUAUAAUUUGAAAAUGAAUAAUGUACAAUGUAAAAAUGAAAAUAAAAUAGAAUGCAAAGUAAAAGUUGAAACAAUAGAAAUAGGUUGUCAAGUACAUAUAGAAUCUGACGAACAUUGCGUUGAAAUAUCUAAAAAUGAUGUGAUUAAUAAAAAUAGCCAGACAAUUGAGAAUAUGGAAAAAGAAAAGAUUAAUCAAGCAAAUUUUAUUGAAGAAACUAAUCAUCAUGAGAUGAUUUUAAAUAAAUUAGCAAAGUUAAUGGUGAAAUAUGAUGAUAUUAAAAUACAAUACGAAGAAAAAUGUCUGAUACUUAGAGAAGUGGAUCAAGAGAUGAUACUAUUAAAAGAAAGAAUAGAUAAACUUUCAGAAGAAAAUAAUGUAAGCAAAGCUGAGAAAGAAAAAUAUAAACAGACGAUUGAUUUACUUGAAAAAGAAUUAUCUUUGGUACAAAAAGAUAAAAUACAAAUUCAAGAAACAUUAAAAAAUACUAAUGAUAUUAAAGUUUCUUUAGAAACAAAAAUUAACAAUUAUCAACAACAAAUAAAUGAAACUGAACAACAAUUUUCUCUUGUUAAAAAUGAUUGUAAUCAAUACAUGGAAAAAUUGAACAUAUUACAAGCAGAUUUUGAUACUCACAUUUCAAAGUGCAAAAAUGAACAUGAAGAAACCAUAAGUAAUUUAAAAAAAGAACUUUCAUCUGCAGCAGAAAAAAAUAAUAUCAAAUCACAGUGUUUGGAAGUACAUGCUGCUAAAAUAUUAGAACUAGAACAUAAUGUUGAAAAUUUAACCGAACUUCAAGAAAAGAUUUAUGAAUUAAAUAGAAAUUUAGAAAUAUGUCAAGUUGAGAAAGAUCAAUUGCAGAAAUUAUUAAAUGAAAACCACGAUAGAAUUUUAGAACUCGAAGAUCGUUUAGAACAAGCAGAGGAAAAAGAGCGAGAUAAAGAUGCUGAAAUAAUUUCUCUUCAGAAAGAAAUGAAGAAUAUGAUAAACAAAAACGAAAAUGAUGACAGAAAUGAUAAAUUAAUGGAAAUAGAGAUGAAGAAUACAAUUAAGGAUUUAACUGAUACGAAAAACAUGCUUUCUCAAAAAUUAGAAUAUAUUGAACAGUUAGAAAUUCGUGUUAAACAUAAUGAACAAAAUGCCAAGAUAUUAGAUCUUUUACAACAAAGUACUCAAGAGAGACAAGUAGAGAACGAAAGAUUAAGAAUUAUGAACGAAGAAUUAAAAAAUAGUUUAAUCGAAAAAGAACGUGAAAUGGAAACAUUUAUGAAGAAUAGGGAUGAGAUGGUAUCAAAAUAUGAAAGUUUAGUAAAAAAUCAACAAGAAGAAUUAGAAAAACAAAAACAAAAGUUAACAAAGAAUCAUUUGAAAGAAAAAGACUAUUGUGGAAAUACGUCUGAAGAUGAAGUAGUACUUAAAGAACGUCGAAUGAGACGACCACCAAAGAAAUUUACACCAUCUUCACCGAAACAAGAUGAAAUUUCAGUGAUCGAUCUUUCUGGCUCUGAUUCAAAGCGAAGUACAAAACGUACUAUUCUGCCACCUCCGGAACAAGUUUCGGAAAAAAAAAAAAAUACUCGUAGAAAAAAACUAUAUGUUACAGGAGAUGAAUCUUUUCAAGAUAUAGAACCACUUGAGAGUACAGAAACUAUCACCCCAACUAUGACAACUCGAACUUUAAGAACUAGACGAAAAUGAAAAUAUUGUAAAUAGAUUGUGCCAGUGAAUAAGUUGUGGAAAAAUAUUAUAUUAUAACUAUGUUAUCAAGCAAGAUAUUUUCUGUGAUUUUUCUACUUGAAUUUACUUUAUUCACUAUAACAUAUUAUAAGAAUAAUGAAACAAUAUUUAUGCAUCCUUUAAUUGUACAUCUUAUUAAAAUAAUGUAUUUUUUAAACAUUGUUUUUUAUUAUUCGCAUUUGAAUAUAAUAUUAAUUCAAAUAUGUAAUUCCAUAAACAAUAAUAAUAUAUAUAAUGUAUACUAUAUACUACAUUUUUUAGUAUACAUGCCAAAUAUUUACAUCUUUCAAAAGUUUUUUUUUUAUUUUUAAAAAAUUUUUUUUAUAUAUUUUUUUUACAUAAAGAGUUUUAAUAUAUUAAAAGGAACUCUGAAUGAUAGAUAAAAACUUAUCAAUUUACUUAUGAUAUAGUUUAUUUUUCACGAGGUACACGACCUUUAUUGUUACAUUCCGCACUUAUAUUAAUUAUUCUCUUUUAAUAGUUCUGUAAUUAAUGCUUAUCCUUCUUAUACUCUCAUUAAUAUUCAUAAUAUAUUAUCAUACUUUCAAUGGAGUCAACAACAUAUAUAUAUAUAUAUAUAUAUAUGUAUUUAUAUAUAUAUAUAUAUUUUUCUUAUUUAUUUAUUUUCAUAUGUAUAUUAUGUAUAUCAUUUUAUAUACGUAUUAGGUGUAUGUUCAUUCUUAUGACUGAAUGCACUGUACCAUAGGAUAACUUUUAUUACACAAUUCACAGAGUUUUGAAAUAAGGGGACUGCCGAAGUACACCAUGAUGAUUUAUUUUCUCUUCAUACUCUUUUUUUCCUUUUUUUUUUUCUUUUGUUGUUUUGACCAUUGAAGGGAAAGACGUUCAUUUAUCGACAUGCUCAUAUUAUUAUUACUUUUCUGACCCACAAUUCUAAUUGUCCAAAAAAUGAAGGACUUUUCGCGAAAAUGUAUUUCCUCAUGUCUCAGUCGGGGCAAAGAGCAUAUAUAAAUCGUGAUUUAUAUGGCGUUCGUAACACAUUACAUAUACAAGAAAUAUAACACUCUAUGAGAAUCACUCUAUGAACAGAAUCAUAGAAUAUAAUAAUAUACACAAACAUUAUCAAUGAAAGACACGUUCAAAGAUUUACGUAUUUUUCUUGCGUUCAUAUCGGUGUCGUUUCGAAAGAAAAUUAUAAUUGCCAGAUUUCAAUCUUUAUAAUAUUAAUCAUAUCCAUAUAUAUAUAUAUAUAUAACACAUAUGCGUUUCUGUCUUUCAUUAAUAUUACGACGAACUUAGGCCCGAUUAAUUGCGAUAUCUUAACGUUAAUAUACAUUUCGUAUAAUAUAGGUAUUAUAUAUUGACCUAACGACUAGUGCGAAUGAAAAAUUUCACAGCGAACUGGAUGAAACACGCGCACACGGUGAACCAGCGUUGAGCUCAGAAUCAAGUCUUUCUUAAAGGGUUCUUUCCUUUUUCAUAAAUUUCUAAGCUAAAUACGUUUUCAUUAUUCUUUUCUUUUACUCUUAUGUACAUCGAAUUAGUCGAUCGAUGUACGGACAAAGUAACUUAAAAAGAUAACUUAAAAAAAUAUUUGAGAAGAAUUGACGAAAGAUCUGGACUCAACAUAGUGGCGCACGCAAACGAUCAGAAGUACGAGUUUAUUCGAAUGCGACACUUACUUUCUUUGACUUUUUCCCCUUUUUUUUUUGUUGUAUAAUAACAAAUGUUCGUACAAUCAUUUACACGAAUCGUCUCUUUUCUCUUUUCUAGUUUCUUGACUUUUGCUUCUAUUAAUAUUUAUCAUAAUAACAGUUCAUCCAUUUUUUUUUCUUUUCUUCAUAUCGUGAUUAUACAUAUCUCGAAUAUAUAACAAUCGAAUCUCUUAAUAUUUCUUUAUCGAUCACAGAGUGUCCAUAUGAUGAAGGAAACGAACAUUAAUGAAGAUAAAACAUCGUGCCGCGAAACGCUAAACUUUAUCCAUCACGAUUCUUUUCUGAUCUACACACGAGAAUUGUUGUUUCGCCUCGAUUUUUCAACGAGGUCGAGGAAAUAAUUGGACGGCAUGUUGCAGAAAAUCAUGUCGAAAAAUUGUUUGUUUCCUAUCGAUCGAUUCGUUUUUAUUCUUAAUUAAUUCUAUUGAUAAUUUGAGCCCUUCCGUCAUGUGGACAUACUGCGUAUCAAUAUUAAAAUACGCAUAACGAUCUUAGCGUAAAUAUUGUAACAUGUAACAAAUAUUUAGACAAAUUUUAACGCAAAAAAUAUAUCUUUAACGACUCAACAUUAACAAAUGCGCCUGAUAAUAAUAGUAUUAGUAAUAAUAAUAAUAAUAAUUAAUAAUAAUAAUAAUAAUAAUAAUAAUAAUAAUAAUAAUAAUUGCGUAGAUUUUUACCAAUUUUUUCCUUUCUAUUCGUAACUCUUCAUCGAAUCAAAUUCAUUUUUGGCGAACAAUAUCUACGAUUAACGAAUAACGAUAAGGAAAAACGUGAUCAUCGCUCAUAAAUUGUUUCUUUUCUUUUUCUCUUAGGGGGAAAAAAUAUAGCCAAUAGUUGACAAUAAUCGUUCGAAACGGUGUCCUUCGGCACACGGCAGUGUAAUGUGUCACUUCGGAUAGUCCUCGAUCCUUCGAACUCGAUGAAGAAGCAUUCGUUUUUUCUCCCCAUUCAUUUAUUCAUCUAUUCAUUUUUUAUACAUACAUAUUUAUUCCGUAGCACAGUGCAUUUUGUGUAAUAUUAUAUAACAUGCUUGAUGUUAGAAGUAGCACAUUUUUAUUUAAUUAUUUAUUCUUUUUUUUUCUUUUUUCUUUUUGUUCAUUAAAUACAACGAUCGAUAUUACAAAGGGGAAAACUUCGGAAAUUCUUUCUUUUUUAUUCUCUUUAAAUAUUACAUAUUCGCCCUUAUAAACGAAUCUAACAAUUGACAUAAGUAUUGCGUUAAAAGCAUGUAUCAUUUCAUGUGCACACCCGUCCACCGUUCAGAGGAUCAUCGAUGGAUGAAAAAUAUCGACAAAAGUUUAAGAAAAAAGCGAGAUCGAUCGGUAAAAUAAUAUUCUUACAAUCAUCGCACGAACCUUUUUCCCGUGUUCCUCUUUUUCCCCUUUAUUCUCUCUAUAAAUCUUAUCUUCAUCGUGUUCGAGGAUCGCAAACGUACGCGUUGUUGAGGAAAGUACCCCAUAGAAGAGGAAACGAGGAACAGCUCCUUUCGUCUUCUUCUUCAAACACCCCUUUCCUUUCUUCUAUCUCUCUAUCCUUAAUUACAAUCGUUUUAACAAUAACAAUACAAAAAAAGAAGUACCGAAACAUAGUCUCAUUCUCUCUCAUGUUUUUUCCUUUCUUUCUUUUUUUUUUUUUUUUUUUUUUUUACAUUUUUAUUACAUUUUUAUAUCAUCCAAGCAGUCUCGAUCCUCCCUUCGAAAAAGAAAUCUUUUCUCCCUCCCUAUGGCGACGUCUCAACGACCGCGAAAGAGGGAUAGAACGAAAGGGAAAGGGAAGUAGAAAGACGAGAUCCUUCUUUCAUCCCCUCUAUUCCUUUAAAAACAAGCGGAGGAAAGUCGAUGGAGAAAAGACACACAACAAUCCCAGCCGGCGAUCUCUCACACUAGUCCCCUUUAAACGCAGGAUGAUCCAAAACGCGACAAAGAUCGUCCUCUCUAUCCGAUUCACAAAGAGGAUAUCCCAGUUCACUUGAGGUCCUCGUCGUCCUCGUUGGCAAGUAGCUCGUCGAUCUGCUUCUCCCAAUCUUUAUCCAACGCGCCGCUGCUUCUCACCGGUGUUUCGACGCUGCUCCUCUCUUCGUUACCUGUUACUACCUCGUAAUCCUUCAGCUCCGCUUCCAAUUCGCGUUCCCAAUCUUCCUCUGCU